AUGGGCGCAGCCACAAGGACGGCAAGGUUUGCGGUCGGUUUUACGGUAUUUGCAUUUAUAUUUAUCCUCAUUGCCUUUUGCUCGCCGUACUGGCUGAAGACCGAUGGCCAGCUCACGCAUCCCAAGUUCACGAAUCUCGGAUUGUGGGAAUUGUGCCUCAAGAAUUUCCAGGACAUACACCGAUGGUACGAUUACCCGUUCAAUGGCUGCAUGUGGAUCUUCGAGGAAGAGUACUACAUAAUUCACGACUACAUCCUGCCGGGGUUUUUCAUUGCGGUGCAGUUCUUCUUCACGCUCUGUUUCACCCUGCUGCUGAUGGGUGUCAUCAUGACGGCGAUGUUUUUGACCUGUUCUCGGGACAACGACCGGUACAUUAUGUUGCUACUGACCAACGGAACGGUGCUGUUGCUAUCCGCUUUCUGCGGGCUGAUCGCGGUAGCGACAUUCGGUUGCUACGGCGACAGCCGUGACUGGAUGCCAAACUGGGAGCAUAACGAUAUGGGCUGGUCGUUUGCUUUCGCCGUUGUCGGAACGUUUGCCCUCUUCCCGGCCGGUGUGCUGUUUAUCGUCGAAGCGCGCCGUGCCACGUACAGGCGCUUGAACAACAUUGCCAACUCCGAAAUGGCCGCGGCGUACACGAUGGAUGAGCGCAAAUAUCAGGGAGGUCACACGGAUAUCUAGACGAUGCCGCGAACACGCCCCUUUCAUUCCAUCCCAACUCUCUGGCGACAAAUCUGCCGUUCGGGAGAAUAGAUUAAGUUUGCUUUUUAUACAAUUGACGUAAACCGUAGGCUUUUCAAAAAGCAACGGUAAGCAUUAGAUCGUCUAUAACAUCAGUACUCGAAACGAUUAGGUAGGGCAACUUUUGUACGAUAAAAAGAAUCGAAUUUCGUCCACUAGCAUUAAACAUUUCCUCCAGCUAUACCAGCAGCAGUGAAUUUUGAAAUGUAGCUGUAUUUGGAAGCGAUAGCUCAUUAAAAGCACAUUAGCGUCUCAUUAGGGGGCACACGAAGCUAUUCGGUGCGUUUCGGAACCGAUGAUAAAAUAUGCACAACGUUCUGGUGGUCGAGCAGCAGAAACAAUAGUGAAACAACACACCUCACAAAUGCGAAAGACUUGGUGUGGUUUUCGCCUACUGCAAGUAUUACAAAUCGAGCAGAACCGGAAUUUUGAUA
Anopheles cruzii is the source of this 1175-nucleotide messenger RNA. RefSeq lists its product as uncharacterized. The transcript has 2 exons. Gene Ontology annotation, cellular component: septate junction; membrane. Gene Ontology annotation, biological process: septate junction assembly; regulation of tube size, open tracheal system. Bases 1 to 681 code for a protein of 226 amino acids. The record is from RefSeq and is a predicted model, not a curated record. Lineage: Eukaryota; Metazoa; Arthropoda; Insecta; Diptera; Culicidae.